This is a messenger RNA of Myxozyma melibiosi, 807 nucleotides long. RefSeq lists its product as uncharacterized. The coding region runs from base 1 to 807 and encodes 268 amino acids. The record is from RefSeq and is a predicted model, not a curated record. NCBI's taxonomy places the organism in Eukaryota, Fungi, Ascomycota, Lipomycetes, Lipomycetales, Lipomycetaceae. The transcript is spliced from 2 exons.
AUGCCUUACCGCUUGCGAGUGUCGGCUGGUUCUGCUUACGACGCCGACAGCAGAAAGCCUGUGCCGGUCAACACCGACUCUCCCCUCGAGGUGUCCAGUCCAAAGUCCACCGCGCAGGUCUCUGUCCGCAUCCCAAACUACUCUGGCCUACCCGAGGGCUCUCCCAAGACGUGCGCCUACUUUGGUUAUCCUGAGCACAAAUACGACCAGUACUCUAUAUCUUUCAGUAUCAAAUUCGAUACGGACGUUUCAUUCGACGAUCUUCUCUUUGGCAACGAUUUCGAUCGCCCUAUCCGAGACCAUCUCCCCUACGGCUUCAGUUUUGCUUACAAGAUCUUCAACUACACCAUCGAUCCCUCAGCAACCGGUGAUGUCUAUGCCGACAAGCCGUAUCUUUUCGGGUAUGCCGUCAGCAGCAUGAAUGUGAUCUCCAACACCGCUCCCGGUGAUAGUCCGUUUCUGAAGGAAGACACCCUCUCUAUCGGUCCGGUGAAGAACACAGAAGUCGACCGUGACGAUCCUGACGAGAUGAUCCCGUCCUCUUCUGCUGACCGUAUGAAGUACUUCCUCGACGAAGAGCAUCGCAAGCGCUUUGUCUUCAAGGCCGGCGAAACUUAUUGGUUUGACUUUCACAAUCCAUACCUCGACAUGAACUCGGACGGCAAUGGCUUCGCUGUCAAACUUCCGGGCUACAACAUGUCCGUCAUGAAAUACUGGGACGGCCAGCCUUUACGAUACGUCUUGAAGUCAAAGUCAUCCGACUUUGUCUACCUUGCCAUCGUAUUCGAGCUUGACGAGGAGACUUAA